This is a messenger RNA of Micromonas pusilla CCMP1545, 1986 nucleotides long. RefSeq lists its product as uncharacterized. Gene Ontology annotation, cellular component: mitochondrial inner membrane. The coding region runs from base 59 to 1954 and encodes 631 amino acids. The record is from RefSeq and is a predicted model, not a curated record. Lineage: Eukaryota; Viridiplantae; Chlorophyta; Mamiellophyceae; Mamiellales; Mamiellaceae. The transcript has 3 exons. Gene Ontology annotation, molecular function: S-adenosyl-L-methionine transmembrane transporter activity; calcium ion binding.
CGCCCAACACCGCGCAAGCAUGUCGUGGAGGCCGCCGCUAGGCGACGGGGACGGUCAAAUGGAGCCGUUCACGAUGAGCCGCUCGAUACGAGCGCCGAUCCACAAGCGCUUCUUCUUCCUCGCGCGCCUCGACCCCGAGGGAGCGGUUGAGAAAUUUAAGUCGACGAAGGAAGCGUUCGCCAGGCGGAUGGCCGAGGCCGGUUUCGAAGGUUUCGACGUGAAGAAGUUGAGCGUCCCCGAACUGAAGAAGGCGUACGACGACUUCACGUCCACGGAGUUCAAACCGGACCGACGUCGGCUGAGCUCCGUGGAGGAUUUCUUUCGAUACACCGAAGACGAAGGCAAGCGUUUCUUCAACGAGAUGGACACGGACGGCGACGGGAGGCUCAAGCUCGACGACCUCAAGGUCGCGAUGCGGAAGCGAAAUUUACCGCAGUGGUACGCCAAGGCGUUCAUGGAGAAGGCGAAGCCGACGUUUUUCGCGAGGACGAUCGGCUGGGAAGAUUUCAAGAGCGUGAUGGACGAGAGAGAGUCCACGAUGUUACGCGCGUUCAACAGCCUCGGUCUGAGCAGGAGCGGGACGAUGCGACCGGCGGACGUGAAACAAGCGCUGACGCGUCUCGGUUUACCCGCGACGGACGAGAACGCGGCGGCGAUGUUAAAACACCUCGCGAUGGGCACGGAAGGAUACGUCUCGUACGGACAGUUCCGUAACUUCCUCAUGCUCCUCCCUCGGGACGUCGCGUCGUCCACGGAUCCGUCCGUGCUCUGGUUCGAGUCCGCGACGAUGAUCCAGCUUAACCCUCCGGAGAAGGGCCGAAGCGCGACGGUGAAGCUCGCGAUUCAGGCUGCGAUCGCGGGCGCCCUCGCGUCCGGGACGUCCACCGCGUGCAUGCACCCGCUUGACACCUUGAAGACGCGCAUACAAGCCACCGUAGGCGCGGGACCAGGGCUGAAGGCGUUCUUCAUGAACAUCAAAAAGAUUGGCAUUCGGCCGCUGUACCGAGGUAUCUUCCCCGCGGUUCUCGGCGCCGCGUCCGGUCACGGGCUGAGGACGGCGACGUACGAGGUCGUGUGCAAACUCGCGGCGCCGCUCGCGAUGUUACCGCUGAUAACCGAGAUCCAGAUUCAAGGUUUCGGCUCGGGCGUCGGCACGCUCGUCGGCACGGGUGUGCGGAUCCCGUGCGAAGUUCUGAAGCAGAGGUUGCAGACGGGGCAGUACGAGAACGUGAUGGAGGCGUUCAAAGCCGUCACCGCGAACGGGCCGAAGGGUUUAUUCGCGGGCACCGCGGCGACGCUGUCGCGUGAGAUCCCGUUUUACGUCAUAGGCUUGGUCGCGUACGAAAAGCUGAAGAACGCGGCGCGCGCCAUCAAACGCGGAGACUUGACCGCGGUGGAGACGAUCGCGGUCGGGGGCAUGUCGGGCGCGAUCGCCGCGGCGUGCACGACCCCCGCGGACGUGCUCAAGACGAGAGCGAUGACCGGAGGCUCUCCAGCGGGUGAGGCGAUUUGGAUCACGGUGAGAACCAUCGUGCAGAAGGAAGGGCCGGGGGCGCUCAUGAAGGGCUGGAUACCGAGGAUGGCGUGGAUCGCGCCGCUGGGGGCGAUGAACUUCGCCGGCUACGAGCUGGCUAAAAUAGCGAUGCAGAAGAAGGACGGCGAAGCGUCUGAGGGGGUCAAAGUGAAGGAGGCGGUCGCGAGCGGGCAGACUGUCCCGGCGGCGGCGGCGCAAAAGGUGGUCGCGGAAGCGUCCAAUGCCUCGAGCGCGCCGCUAGUCGCGGCGGAAGACAGCGUCGACGCGGUGGUGGACACCGUGGUCGACGAUAUCGAUAGUGAACGCGAAGAAGAGAUCGCGGCGAUCGUCGACACCCCGAUCGAAGACAUCCCGUUGUUUACGAAACUCCCGGAGAAGCCGGACGAAAAGCCGGGCGGAAACGGGACGGCGCCCGCGUGACGCGUUGUUAUCCGAUCUAAGGUUACAAACUC